AGAGAAUCUGCUCUCCCGCUUAGAUAUUACUUUUUUAAUCGUCGUCCUUAUUAGACCCUGUUCUUCACGAGAUCCAGGGGACAUAACCUGACGGGUGGGGAGGGGAAAGUAGAAGAAGGGAAGAAAGAGAAAAGAAGGACAUAGGAUACGGGAGAGGAGAGAGAGAGUGCAAAGGAGCGUGAUGUCGACCAGCAGAAAAUUCACAAGCUACGUCACAAUCGUAGGCCUAAUUUGCCUCACAAGUCUCCUGGUCACCGUCGACAGAAGAAUCCCAAAUCCUCAGGAGAAGAGAUGCUCCUUUCCCGUUCUCACGUCCACCGCUCAGUACAGGCAGUACAUCAGCUCCAAGCAGACGACGUGUGAGAACUGGGCACAGUUGGGGGGGUGGCUUGCAGCCCCUAAAGAUGGCCGUAAAAUGAUGUGUCUGGACGAGAGGUUUGACAUCCAAGCAGGAAAGUGCGUCGUCUUGUCCUUCGGUGUAAAUAACGAAUGGUCUUUCGAAGAUGACGCAGAGAAGCUGGGUUGUAAGGUGUAUGCCUUCGACCCUACCAUGGGAAUGGACGACCACCAGAGGACGCCGAACAUCCAGUUCUUCAAGCUUGGCAUCUCGGACGUCGAAGGAGAAAAAAAGAUCGGCAUGAACCCAGUUGCAACGGAUUUCAAUUUCCACAAAGCGUUCCCUGUCGACCGCUACGAGAACAUCGUCCGGCGUCUGGGACUCGAAGGCCGCGUCAUCGACAUCGUCAAGAUGGACAUCGAACUCUCCGAGCUGGACGUCCUGCGCGACCUGCUGGACGACUCGCCUCACUUCCUCAGGAACAUCAACCAGUUAUCUAUAGAGAUCCAUCACGAUUAUCUACUAGGAGACUUCGGCCCCAACAGCACCGUGCGGAAAUUCUGGCCGCUUUACCACAGGCUUCGAUGCCACGGUUUCUCCAUCAUGAACUCCAAAGUGAAUUUAUAUUGGCAGGAGGUGGUAUGGGGGCGGGACACUGCUGGUAUCCCCUUGACAGAAUAAAAGCAGUGACAGUGAAAAAGAAAACACAGUGACAAAUGAUAAACGUCAGUGUAAAAGCACUGCCGGGUGAUAAGUGCCAGUGAAAAUAGUGACGAGUAUUAAGUGCCCAGUUAAAAAACCGUGAUGAGUGACAAAGUGUUUUGUAUGAUUAGGAUGAAAAACUUGUUUGUAAUCAAA
This is a messenger RNA of Penaeus monodon (black tiger shrimp), 1195 nucleotides long. RefSeq lists its product as uncharacterized. NCBI's taxonomy places the organism in Eukaryota, Metazoa, Arthropoda, Malacostraca, Decapoda, Penaeidae. The record is from RefSeq and is a predicted model, not a curated record. The transcript is spliced from 6 exons. Bases 182 to 1018 code for a protein of 278 amino acids.